This is a messenger RNA of Pseudovirgaria hyperparasitica, 1392 nucleotides long. RefSeq lists its product as uncharacterized. Bases 335 to 1093 code for a protein of 252 amino acids. The record is from RefSeq and is a predicted model, not a curated record. The transcript has a single exon. NCBI's taxonomy places the organism in Eukaryota, Fungi, Ascomycota, Dothideomycetes, Acrospermales, Acrospermaceae.
GGUCUCACAUUCUCACGCUUCACUUCCUGCUACUGCUUUUGACUCAAUCAACACCGUUCUUUCUCGCCAUCGCCUCUUCGCUCUCUCCUGUAAUUCUACCUUAAUCACAAGUCGGGUCUCGUCUACUCAAUACGCCGCAUCGUGACUUCCCGCAGUCUCUUACCGGUCUCACUCUACGAAGCUUAACCCGUCGGGACCUCCUCAUUCGAAAACCCUUGGCCGGGCCAAUCCUUUCGCUUCCGCCUUCACUCCACCAGUCGACGCCUCUGAUAACUCCAGUCCUCCUAGAUUGUCCGCAGUCCUUCAACUCUGUAUAUCGAUUGAUAAUUUCGCCAUGCAUCGAACGCAACCCCUUGCCGCUCUUGUCUAUCAACAUAUCUUUCCAGUUCGUCGCCCCGAUGACCCCGCAAACUUUUCCAUGCACCUCAGUAAAAACCUUGUCGGUGAAGUUCGAAUCGAGACUGCGACCUUCUACGGUUCGCUCGAUUCUGUUGAAGCGCGAUAUCCUGGUCUAAAUUACUCACAUCCACCUCAUCGCAAACGACUCGGUCGAUUUCCUCAUCAUGCUCGCCUGUUCCAGGCUUUUGAUGAACUUGGUCUGACACCAUCAGAAAUUGCAGGAUUCUGUCGAUGGGAAGGUACAUUAUGGGCGAGGGAGCGUUACGAGCGCGAUGAAGGAAUCAAGGUUAUGGACACAACAGCACAAGAGAUUGGACCAUGGGUAGAUAACCGUAACAAGCGGUCGCAAAAGAGCGGAAUCAAUGUCAAGACAGAUAUCGAGGUCGAGAUCAUGCCCGCUCAAACGGCGGAGGUUGCAGAGGACGAGACGAUGGAGGACAACGAUGACGAACACAAUGAGGUAAUGAGUGAAGCUGAAGACGAAACUGCGGACGAUGUAUUCCCUCAGGACGUGCAUCGUGGGACCCGCUCUGCGCAGAUCGACGCAGAACAUGCAGAAUGGGAGCAGUACAUGAAGGACCAGCAAGAAAGGGAACGCCGCGAAUUAGCUGGAGAAAUUGUGCGAGCUCGUCAAACUGGUGAUAUCGUCUUCCAGCAGAGAUUUGUUGCCAGGGGACCCCCAACCGCGUCAUGAUUUUCCUACGGCAACGUUCUCCUUUCCGUCUACAUACCCGUCGUUCGAGGCUUAGCCGUUCAAAUGGCUGUCAAGUGUGGGAAAAGCGUGAAAAGCUUAUGUCUUCCAGGAACAGCUCCUCCUGUGGCGUUUUUUUGGGAGCGAUGGGGUCGCAUAGCGUUGAUGUCUGAGUGCUCACUCGCACUCUGUAAAAUCUAUUUGAUUCAACGAGGGAGCAAUAAUUGUUAGAUGAAGCUGCGUCAUUGCGUUCUGUACAUAAUUGGCUGACUGACGGCGCAAAUAGACCAAAGAUUCAAUUC